AUGACCAUCACCAACAUUCCUGAAGCCGAGUUGCAAGCCUUGAAGACCCGUUACGAGCAAGCUGGUCAAGGUCACGUCUUCCAUUUCUUUGAUCAAUUAUCAGUGGAUGAACAACAUGCCUUGUAUGAACAACUCUCUGGUUUGGAUGUGGAUCGCGUAAACCAAAUCUAUACCAAGGCUAUUGCUGGUGCUGAGGCCGAGAGCCAAAGCCAAGAAGCUUCUGUUGAACCUUUGCCUGAAGAUGUUUUCGAUUCCACCGUCAAGGCUUCUCCAGAAACCAUCAGUGAAUGGCAAACCAUUGGUUUGACACAAAUCGCUCAAGGCAAGGUGGCUGUCAUCUUGAUGGCUGGUGGUCAAGGUACUCGUCUUGGAUCCAGUGCACCCAAGGGUUGCUACAACAUCAACCUUCCUUCCACCAAGACUCUUUUCCAAUUGCAAGCUGAACGCAUCUUGCGUCUUCAAGACAUUGCUCGUCAAUAUCGCAAGCCUACCGAUUCCAGUGAAGGCAUCAUCCCUUGGUACAUCAUGACUUCAGGUCCCACCCAUGAAGCCACCUAUCAAUUCUUUAAGGAACAUUCAUUCUUUGGUCUUAAGGAGGAAAACGUCAUCUUUUUCCAACAAGGUACUCUUCCUUGCUUGACUAUGGAUGGUAAAAUUAUUCUUGAGUCUAAGAACAAGGUCGCCAUUGCACCCGAUGGUAACGGUGGUAUUUAUGCUGCUGUACAAAACACUGGUGUGAUCCAGUCACUCAAGGAACGUGGUGUAUUGUACACCCACUGCUACUGUGUCGAUAACUGCCUCGCACGUGUUGCUGAUCCCGUUUUCAUCGGCUACUGUGUUAGCAAGAACACUGAUUGUGGUGUCAAGACCGCUGCAAAGUCGGCCCCUGAGGAACCUGUCGGUGUUGUUUGCAAGCGUGAUGGUCGUUAUGGUGUCGUCGAAUACUCUGAAAUCUCCAAGGAAGUCUCCGAGAAGCGUAAUGAGGAUGGCUCUUUGACCUUUGGUGCUGCCAACAUUGCCAACCACUUUUUCUCUACCGCUUUCCUUGAACGCGUGCCUACCUUUGCAUCCGAACUUCAAUACCACAUUGCCAAGAAGAAGAUCAAAUACGUUGACUUGGAGACUGGUGAACAAAUUGCCCCCAAGAGCAACAGUGGCAUGAAGCUUGAAUGCUUUGUGUUUGAUGUAUUCCCUUAUGCUGAGCAAUUCUCUGUUCUCGGUGUUGACCGUAAGGAAGAAUUCUCCCCUCUUAAGAAUGCUCCUGGCACUGGUGCUGAUUGCCCUGAGACCUCUCGCCGUGAUAUCAUUGCUCAACAUGUUCGCUUCGUUGAGGCUGCUGGUGGUAAGGUUGUUGGUGAGAACGCCGAUGACUUUGAGAAGCUUCAAUUUGAAAUCUCCCCUUGGGUCUCGUAUGCUGGUGAAGGUCUUAAGGAAAUUGUUGAUGGCAAGACUAUUCAAGCACCUGCUAUCAUUGAAACCCGAGAGGAUCUUAUCCGUGCUAUCAACCACUAA
Lichtheimia ornata is the source of this 1512-nucleotide messenger RNA. RefSeq lists its product as uncharacterized. The record is from RefSeq and is a predicted model, not a curated record. Lineage: Eukaryota; Fungi; Mucoromycota; Mucoromycetes; Mucorales; Lichtheimiaceae. Gene Ontology annotation, biological process: UDP-N-acetylglucosamine biosynthetic process. Gene Ontology annotation, molecular function: UDP-N-acetylglucosamine diphosphorylase activity. The transcript has 3 exons. The coding region runs from base 1 to 1512 and encodes 503 amino acids.